GGCGGUAAUGCGCCGAAACGUUGUUUACCAGACGCAAAAGAAACCACGAAGAAGAAGGAAGGCGGAACAAGCGGCCUCACGGAGGGAACAAAGAACGGCUCAGCUCACUAAUAUGGAAACAGUCUGCUCUGGUUAGUCCAGCCUGAAGCCACGAUGUCGAAACGACCAUCCUACGCCCCUCCCCCUCCCCCCGCCCCGACAACACAAAUGCCUUCCACCCCAGGGUUUGUGGGCUACAACCCUUACAGCCAUCUGGCCUACAACAAUCUCCGGCUGGGAGGGAGCUCCGGAGGCUCCAGCAGGAACUCCACGGGCAUCACCGUCCCGAAGCCUCCCAAACCUCCAGACAAGCCCCUGAUGCCUUACAUGCGGUACAGCCGGAAGGUAAGCAGGAAGGUAUGGGACCAAGUGAAGGCAUCCAACCCGGACCUGAAGCUGUGGGAGAUCGGAAAGAUCAUCGGGGGGAUGUGGAGGGACCUGACGGACGAGGAGAAACAGGACUACCUGAACGAGUACGAGGCUGAGAAGAUUGAGUAUAACGACUCUCUGAAGGCAUACCACAACUCCCCCGCCUAUCUGGCCUACGUCAACGCUAAGAAUCGGGCGGAGGCGGCGAUGGAGGAGGAGAGCAGACAGAGGCAGAGUCGGAUGGACAAAGGAGAGCCGUACAUGAGCAUCCAGCCGGCUGAAGACCCCGACGACUACGACGAUGGGUUUUCAGUGAAGCACACGGCAGCUGCUCGCUUCCAGAGGAACCACCGGCUCAUCAGUGACAUCCUCAGCGAGAUCGUGGUGCCGGACGUGCGCUCCGUGGUCACGACCGCCCGCAUGCAGGUCCUGAAGAGGCAGGUCCAGUCCCUCAUGGUGCAUCAGAGGAAGCUGGAGGCGGAGCUUCUGCAGAUUGAAGAUCGGCACCAAGACAAGAAAAGACGCUUCCUGGAGACCACGGACUCCUUCAACACUGAACUCAAGAGGCUGUGCAGUCAGAAGGUGGAGGUGGACAUGGAGAAGCUGGCAGCAGAGAUGGCCGCAGCCGAAGAGGCGGCCCGGCGGCGGGCGGAGGAGAGAGAGCGCGAGGCGGCCGAGCAGGCGGAGAAAGCCGCUCAGCAGGCUCAACAGCAGCAGCAACAAGAGGCGGCUGGAAACAAAGCUACCGAGCAGAGCAGUGCUAAUGCUAACAGCCCAGCUAACCCCACCUCAGGGACCAAGGAGGAGGACAAGCCCACACCUAUGGAGACAGAUGAGGCGGCCCCAGCAGAGCCCUCCUCAGACCCCCAGCCUGCUCCUCCUCCUCCAUCUGACCCCCCCUCCUCUGCCUCUGAUAAAGCCAGUCCUCCCCCCGAGCCCCCCAGGGAGACCAGCACCCCCGUCAGCAGCGCCCCCAGUGACGACAGCAGCAGCAGCAGUAGCAGCAGCAUGCCCGCCCCCUCCUCAGAGAGCACACCCCCUGCAGCUGCAGCCCCAGCGGCCCCCGAACCCCCCGCUGCACAAGAAGCUAGCCCUGCUAACGUGGCUGCACCUCCACCUCCACCACCCCCUGCCUCAGAGGAACCAGCCCCCCCACCGCCGCCACCACUACUGCCCCCCAGCCAGAGCGGUGGUCAGCAGUACGACAUGUAAUGGAUUCACAACGUUAGCUUCUUCUUCGUUCUCUGGAGGAGAUUUGAUUAAUUACAUCAUCAAACAUUUAAUUCCUUUAAAUUUACCCAGCAUGCCUGGUUCCAGUACAUAAUGAUAAAAUGUCACCAAAGAGGGCAUCAGUGACCCGCCCACCUCGGUGCUGCAGACAUCGUACGAGCCAUUCCUCUGACCACGUCCCAUGAUGCAUCGUGAACACCUGCACAUCCACCUUCACAACAUCACAGUGAAUAAAAGCUCGAGAAGGAUAGGACUACAACUCUUAUCAUAUUUUAAUACUUAAGAGAAGUUAAACACAGGGAUUAAACGUCAUCAGCCUCGGUAGUCGGCCCUCGAUGUUUGUGUAAUGCAGCCACUGGCCAGUAGAGGGAGCUGUAGCCAAAGACUGGCUGCAGCUCCGGUUAAUCGUCGAUCUCUCUUGACUCUAAUACACAGAUGUAAACAAGCACAGUGAACAGAUAGCAUGUCAUAGUACGACAGUUUGUCCGUAUUCUGAUCUAUAGCAUGGAGAUGAAGUCGUUUUAUUGACCUGAGCAAUAACGGAUUGAGACUUUCUAAAAAUCCUCAUCAUGAUGUAGAUGUUUCAGGAUCCUCUCAGCCAAUUCAUUAUCAUUUAAUUUGAGUAAAAAGAAUCCUUAUAUUCUGGUGUCAUUGCGCUGUAGAAAGAAUUCAUCUGACAUGGACGCUCCAGUAUUAACAGUGAAAGUUCUAACCUCAGAAAAGGCCCUCUGUGGAGACGUGGAUGUAGAAACCUUUAAAUCAGCGCCAGCUGCAGCUGCAGACCUGUAAAGGUUUUAGUCUGUGAAGUGUGAAAUCUCAGCGUGUCUUCUGUCAGUGACCUCGCAUGAAAGGACCUCGACCUUUAACCCCCGUUUGAAACCUCCAGACUUUUGUAGUUUUGAGUUUGUGUGAUUUGCAGAACUACUACUGUUGCUUCUGCUUUGUUUUUUAGAGAUCUAGUGGAACCUUUUUAGAAGAAUAUAAUCAGCCGUCUUAUUAAAGAACCCAGGUGAGACUUUAAGCAUGGAGGCGGGCACAUUUCAUGACCAGUGCACACACAUCCUGCAUGCUGUAAGAACUGUACUAACCUGAACCUGCCGCUGUUUGAACAAUGAGAGAAGAGUAGAGGCCCAGAGAGAAUGGCUCAAAGGUGCUUUAAUAAUCCCGGGGUGAUGAAGUGGGUGUGACCGCUAGAGGAACCGCUCGCUCUGUCAGCCGAACGCUCUGACAGAUGAUGUUCAGAUUUAUUUUAAUCUCCUCCUACAGGUGUAACCUCGCUCUGCGUUUCAAAGGACUCUUUUCUUACUCGGACUGUUUUUAGUAACACGCCUGUUUUUUUGCAUCUUUUUUUUGUACUGUCUGAACUUAUCGACCCUAAUAAAAAUAUUUCUCUGUC
Labrus mixtus (cuckoo wrasse) is the source of this 3034-nucleotide messenger RNA. Its product is annotated as SWI/SNF-related matrix-associated actin-dependent regulator of chromatin subfamily E member 1-like. Lineage: Eukaryota; Metazoa; Chordata; Actinopteri; Labriformes; Labridae. Gene Ontology annotation, molecular function: nuclear receptor binding; nucleosomal DNA binding. Gene Ontology annotation, biological process: negative regulation of DNA-templated transcription. Bases 154 to 1620 code for a protein of 488 amino acids. Gene Ontology annotation, cellular component: SWI/SNF complex. The transcript is spliced from 11 exons. The record is from RefSeq and is a predicted model, not a curated record.